Messenger RNA from Anastrepha obliqua, 4088 nucleotides. Its product is annotated as proteoglycan 4. The transcript has 14 exons. Lineage: Eukaryota; Metazoa; Arthropoda; Insecta; Diptera; Tephritidae. Bases 1 to 2328 code for a protein of 775 amino acids. Gene Ontology annotation, biological process: negative regulation of centriole replication. The record is from RefSeq and is a predicted model, not a curated record. Gene Ontology annotation, molecular function: microtubule binding.
AUGACGGGAACGCAGCUCCAUUCGGAGUAUCGGAGCACUUAUCGUUGGCAUGAGUUCACUGGCAAUUCGCGUCCUGAAGUGGUGCGUCGUGCACCAGCGCCCAAUCCAAGUCAAUUUAUCGGUCCAACGAAUGAGCCACCAUUGCCUAGGCGGAAAAAAUGUCCCGAAUUGGCAUACAAGUCGCACGAGUUCAUUAUCGGCUCAGAGUAUACAGAUGCGAGAGGUGGACAUGCCGGUGCCAAUCGGUUAGCAAGGUCUGAAGAACGCGGUACACCAUCACGCCGGAGCAAAUCUGAGGGACCGCCAGUUGUGCCCAAUGGACGUGCUUAUGCCAUACCAGAGGAAGUUGAUGGAACGGCUAAAAAACAGGCGGGUGAGUCAAAUGGCCUAUUCAAAAAGACCAUGUCAAAAUUGAGCACAGAAUAUCGUUUGCAAUUCGUUUGGCCCAAUGUCCGACGAAUAAAGGGCAUUGAGGCCGGCGAUGCGGCGGAUCACCCCAGAAAAUCAAUAUCAAUGGGGGCGCUCAAAGCUAGCAAACAACAACAGCAACAACAACUGCAUCUAAGGCAACAACCACAACCGGCGAUGCCAACGGUUCAUAAAAAACGUACAACAAAUCAGAAAGAAGCUACGCUACAUGAGUUGGAGCCGCUGGUUAGCGAUGCAGAAGAAAGCAAACCACAUGAAAAACAAGUGGCAAUUGUGGAGAAGACCGAACGAAAAAUAACUAUACGCCCACUCUCGCAAGCAUUUGAUCAGGAACGCGCCAAUCACUUCAUCACCAAGAAGGAGAACUUCGGCUUCGAAAAGGUCAAGGACAAGGCCGGUGAUGGUGUGGACAAUAAGCAGCAGGAGCAGGAGGUGCUCUUGAAUGGCACUGCACCGCCACGUUCGCAACCGAAUUUGGAUUUGUGGUUCAAGGAAGUCGUUGAAUUGCGAAAGAAGGCGGGCGAGUACAAGUGCCGCGGUUGGGGUAUAGAAAUCGAUCCAGAGCUAUACAAGAAACAAAGGGAUCUUUGGGAUCAGGUUUCCAAGCGCAGUUCACUGUCCGCCUUAUCGUUAGCAUCUUCCGUGCAUAGACCUAUUACUAAAGAGGAGAAGGAACAGGAGAAUAAUAAAAAAUCCAUACCAUUAAGUAAAGCCACACAAAAAUCCCGAGUUCCUGGCCAUGCCCAUAUGCUUGAUAAUAAAGAUGAGAUUUCCGCACUGCCAGCUCGUUUUAGCAAUAUACGCCAUCAUUUGGAGCGCACCACUGGUCCUGAUGUUGAGGAGGGUGCUCUGUUGCCAUCGCCCACACGCGAGAAACUAAUGCCGGCUAUUACCAAGCGUGAGUCGGAAUCACAACGUGGCAGUCCCAAGAAGACGGCUGCCUCUCGGCACGGUUCACCACAGAAGGGUAGUCCACAGAAAGGCAGUCCCAAGAAGGUGAUCAAAUCGCGUUCACAAUCCGUUGGCCCGGCUGAAAAUGUGUCGCCGAAGCGUCAACUGCGCUCUGCCAGUACAGCGCCCAGCGCACGGCUGACAGCUGGCAAGAAGACGCCCACAGUACCUCAUCAUGCGACAACAGCAGCAACGACCGGUAGUGGAGCAGUCGAACGUAAGCCACGCCCAUACGAUGGCGAGGAUGGUCGUGAGACCGCCAUUUCCGUAUCGAGUUGCAGCCCUCAAGCAGCGCCUGAGAUACCGGACGAGCCUAUUGUCAAAUCGCCACCAGAGCCUACACGCGUCAAAUCGCCAGAGCAGAUAUUGAUGCGCUCACCGGAUCCAGUCAAUUGGACUGUGCCAUUGGAUACAGGGAAAACAUUCACUGUCACACAGAAUGUCAAAGAGGGUGAAAACUAUAGCCGGCCACAGAGCGAAAUAAAGGCUUCGACUCCGGUCGAGAAGCCACCGCCACCACCACAAUCGGCACCGCCACAAUUAACCGAACAGGCUAAAAUGGACGCCUGGAAACAUGCCGAACCGAAGAUGGGCACCACAAGUCCAACCGGUGCCGUUGGUGCUGGACGCUCAAUUGUCGCCACGCAGCCAACCGCUGGCGCUGGUGGUCUGCCAUCACCACCACCACCACCACAACUAGCCGGCAAGCCAGUGCCCGGUUCAACACUACGCUGCCUCGAUGAUCCCAUCUUUGAUGUGGAUAUCGGCCACUUGGGUGGUGGAGGUGGUGGUAUUGGUGUCAGCGCUGGUGGCGGUGGCAACACUUCGUCAUCGUCCACGUCGACCACCACGGCGGUAACAGCACGCACCACAGCGCACGAUGUGCUAGAAAAGGCUCGUGACCGCUUCGAUCGCUUCUGGGGCGGCAGCAAGGAGGAGGAGGUUUAAGUUGAAGGCGAAGAAGUUAAGAAAAAAUUAUGAAACAGAGACGUUUGGUCGGAAUGAUGAUGGUGAUGGUGAUGAUGAUGGUGAAAAUGAUCAAAGUGAAGUCGCUAGCCACUACUUAUAAUGUUGUUAGUAAACAGAUGUUGGUAUUAGAGAUCGUAGAGAUUUGGAAGUUCAGCAAAGUUUACAUUGAGAUUUUUAUACUCAUUUAGAAAGAAAACAAAAACAAGCAAGUUUUUAGUCAAAUUCAUGAAACAACUAUUAUAAUAAUUAUAAUUACUACUAACUAAUAUAUUAUCAACAAGUCUAACACAAAAUGAAUGCCUACUAUUUAUAGAAUAAUAAAUAAUAAAAAAAAGAACACAAAUAAAAAUCACAAACAGCAAAAACACAAAAAAUAUGCAAAUCUGCAUUUGAAAGUAAACAAAAAGAAAAAAAAACUAAUGCAUGACAUUAAGUGAAAAUUUACAGAAGCAAAUAUUUAAGUGCAGAAUACUUGCGCCUAAGAGUCAUAGCAAUAAAAAUAAAUUAAAAAUGCAUAGUGUUGUCAUACUGCAUAUAUCGCCACAAAUACACACCCGUACUACAACAUAGCAUACAAACAAACACUUUGUUAGCGCUGCGCUCUUUAAAGCCACACUAAUUGACACACUAAAAGAAAACGAAAAAAAAAUUAUACAUAAAUAUUUUAUUGCAGGAUCAAAUCAAAUCUUUUAAUAUAGUUUAAUAGCAGAUAUUUAAAACCUGAAUGAAAAAUACACAGGGUAGCAGGAUUUCAAUUCAUAGCUCUAAAAAAAAAUGUAACGACUCUACUUAUAAUCGCAAUACAAGCAGUUUAAUAAAAGAGACAAACAAACAAAUCGAUACAUAGAGCAAUCGAUAACAAUUACAUAAACACUAAUUGAGUUAAUAGAAAUUAAUUAGCUAAAUAUGCGAUCUGGAGUCACAAAAUGUACUUUCAAACAUAUUUUGACAUUUCAGGCAUACAAAGGCGACAUGAAAAGGAAGUGAAAGCAGAAGGAUUUAUUUUUUUAUUUUCCGAUUCUUUAUUAUAUUUGCAAACCUUACCUAUUACUGAGAUACUAACAAUAGGUUCACAAAUCUUAAUCAAUUAUUCCUUUUUCAGCAUUUAAUUACUAGGUGCUUUAAUUUAAUUAACCUGCACUAGAAUUCGGAACUGUAUUCGUUAGUCAUUUUCGUAUAGAUUCGUUUGUCAUUUUCAUAUUUCGUUACGCGUAAAAUGGAUUUUGCUUAAUAAAAUGUUUAUGUAAUUUAGUUUUAUAACUUAUAUUAACAUAAAUUGUUGCUUUAUUACCGCUUCCCCUAUUGAAAUUUGUAGGUCUUUGUAAAUGCCCGUAGUUACAAUAUACGUUGGAGCUACAGCAAUUGUACGCAGCAUUUUUGAUUGUGCUCUCAACGCGCAUUUCGAUAUAUAUUGUUGUUGCUAGCAAUGCGCCAUAGUUCAGACACACGCCGAGAUUGGCUUUAGUACAACGUCAGCCAUUUUUAGCUUUCUCAUUCACGCCUUUCGCUGCCAACGUCACUGCUUUCCCACUUACACAAUAAGCUUCUUCGUAUAGUACAGGUAUACGAACAAUGAACGAACAAUGGCGUUCGAGCGUAUUGUGUAAAUACAUAGUAACAUAGCGCUAUCGCUCUCCAAGACAUGAAUGUUUAUGGUUGGUUGGUUGGCUGUGCUGAGAGUUGCAUUCAAUAGUGUAUAAGUGGUAUUCUCCCAUGAAUGCAGCUUGUCUAUUAACUUC